AUGUCAUCCAGCAAUUCUGCUUCACAAUCAUCCUCAGUUUUGGGUUCAUCACGACCUUUUGCCUCCAUGUCUGAUCGUUCUCAUUCUUCUAAUAUUAGCUUUGAAGCACGACCCGAAAUUAAACAACAGACUUUUGACGAAAUAUACGGGGUUCCGGAAAAUUUUUUGGAAAUAGAAGUCAAAAAUCCACAAACUCAUGGCUUUGCAAGAAAGAUGUUUACGGAUUAUGAAAUAAUUUGUCGGACCAAUAUUCCCGCCUUUAAACUGAAAAGUUCUUCUGUUAGGAGAAGGUAUAGCGAUUUUGAAUGUUUUAGAGAUAUACUGGAGCGCGAAACUACAAGAGUAACAAUUCCUGCUUUACCUGGAAAGGUAUUUACUAAUAGAUUUUCAGAUGAAGUUAUCGAGCAUCGUCGCGAGGGUUUAGAGAGAUUUCUUCAAAUUGUUGCAGGUCACCCGCUGCUACAAACGGGAUCUAAUGUUUUAUGUGCAUUUAUACAAGACCCUCAAUGGGAUAAGAAUCAGUGGAUGUAA
This is a messenger RNA of Magnusiomyces paraingens, 531 nucleotides long. RefSeq lists its product as uncharacterized. Gene Ontology annotation, biological process: endocytic recycling; late endosome to Golgi transport. Gene Ontology annotation, cellular component: retromer complex; early endosome membrane. The record is from RefSeq and is a predicted model, not a curated record. Lineage: Eukaryota; Fungi; Ascomycota; Dipodascomycetes; Dipodascales; Dipodascaceae. Gene Ontology annotation, molecular function: phosphatidylinositol-3-phosphate binding. The transcript has 6 exons. Bases 1 to 531 code for a protein of 176 amino acids.